Messenger RNA from Colletotrichum orchidophilum, 1827 nucleotides. Its product is annotated as glycosyl hydrolase family 47. Gene Ontology annotation, cellular component: endoplasmic reticulum; Golgi membrane. The record is from RefSeq and is a predicted model, not a curated record. The transcript has a single exon. Gene Ontology annotation, molecular function: calcium ion binding; mannosyl-oligosaccharide 1,2-alpha-mannosidase activity. Lineage: Eukaryota; Fungi; Ascomycota; Sordariomycetes; Glomerellales; Glomerellaceae. Gene Ontology annotation, biological process: carbohydrate metabolic process; N-glycan processing. The coding region runs from base 1 to 1827 and encodes 608 amino acids.
AUGCUCCUGGCCAGGCGGAAAAUGCCAGGCAUCGUCCUCCUAGGCCUCCCCGUGUCCCUCCUCUUCCUCCUCCUUCUCUGGCAGAACGACAGCGGCCUCCCCACGUUCCCAACAUCCUCAUCCUCAUCAACCCUCCUACCAAAGCCGAUAGAAUGGAUGACGGAACAGGACAAAACGUACUUUUGGAGGACAGUCAAAGUCCACAACCCGGCCCCGGAACCCCUCCGUCAGCUCCCCACCGCCCCCUCGGUCCGCUUCCCCCCGGUCCAGGCCCAUUUCCCGCCCGAAACCAGCACCCAGUGCCGCGUCCGCGAAGAGCGCCGGCAAACCGUCAAAAGGACCUUUCAAAAAGCCUGGUCCUCGUACCGAAAACACGCCUGGCUCGCGGACGAGCUCACCCCCGUAUCCGGCGGCCGGCGCAACACCUUUGGCGGCUGGGCCGCGACCCUCGUCGACUCCCUCGACACCCUCUGGAUCAUGGACAUGCGCGCCGACUUUGCCGAGGCCGUCGCCGCCGCCGUCACAGUCGACUUUUCCCACACCGACCUCGAGGACAUCAACGUCUUUGAGACGACGAUCCGCUACCUCGGCGGCUUCCUCUCGGCCUACGACCUCUCCGGCGACGUCCGCCUCCUCCGGAAAGCAGCCGAGGUCGGCGAGAUGCUCUACAAGGCCUUUGACACGCCCAACCGCAUGCCCAUCACCCGCUGGAAGGUCGGCGACGCGGCCCGCGGCGACGCCCAGGACGUCGGCAACGGCGCGCUGGUGGCCGAGAUUGGCAGCCUGUCCAUGGAAUUCACGCGCCUCUCGGUCCUCACGGGGGAUCCAAAGUGGUGGGACGCCACGCAGCGCAUCAUGGAGAUUUUCGCCCGGCAGCAGAACCGGACAAACAUCCCCGGCCUCUGGCCGCUCGUCGUGAACCCGCGCGACGAGGUCUUUGACCAGGGCGACGAUUUCACCCUCGGCGCCAUGGCGGACUCGCUCUACGAGUACCUCCCCAAAAUGGCCGCCCUCGUAGGCGGGCGCAGCGGCAUGUACAAGACCAUGUACGAGGCCGCCGUCCAGCCGGCCGUGGAGCACAACCUCUUCCGGCCCAUGACGCCGGGCAACGAGGACAUUUUGAUCGCGGGCCAAGCGCACGCCCGCGGAUCCAACGGCGUCCGCACCAUCGAACUCGAGCCGCAGGGCCAGCACCUCGUCUGCUUCAUGGGCGGCCUCCUCGCCCUCGGCGGCAAACUCUUCAACCACCCUCUCGAGGUGUCUCUCGCUCGGAAGCUCGUCGACGGGUGCAUAUAUACCUACCAAUCCUUUCCCCACGGCAUCAUGCCAGAGACGUUCUACAUUGUCCCCUGCUCCUCCAAAGACGAAUGCAAAUGGGACGAAGCCGUCUACAAAAAACACGUCGUCGAGCGCGCAGACAAGAACAACAACGACGACAAAGACCUCUCGGCAGACGAAAUCAUCAAAAAGGACCGCCUUCCGCCGGGCUUCGCCUCCGUCCCGGACCGCCGCUACAUCCUCCGCCCGGAAGCCAUUGAGAGCGUCUUUGUCAUGUACCGCACCACCGCCGACGCGAGCUUGUUGGAGUCUGCGUGGGACAUGUUUACGGCCAUUGACGAGGCGACAAGCACCGAGCUCGCCAACACGGCGGUGUGGGACGUGACGAUAGACAAGGGCCAGCGGCCGCCGCAGUCGGACUCGAUGGAAUCGUUUUGGAUGGGGGAGACGUUGAAGUACUUCUACCUCAUCUUUAGCGAGCCUGGGCUGGUGAGUCUGGAUGAGUUUGUGUUCAAUACCGAGGCGCAUCCUUUCAAGCGGUGGAAGUGA